AUGGAUUUUACCGAUAUAUUCAAACAAUCCUUGUAUCUUUGUCGCUUUUCUCCAAACGCAAAAUAUUUAGCUACAGCUUCACAAUGUUAUCUUGUUAUACGCGAAGCAACUUCUUUGCAAAUUGUGUUCAUGAUAACUUGGUCUGAAAUUGUUCAGAAUGUUAUAUGGUCUCCUGAUUCAGAAUUAAUAUUAAUAUCUAGUUAUAAAACUGGCAAAGUCACUAUAUAUAAAUUAAAUGAUAAAAAAUGGAGUGCGGAUAUCGAAGAAGGAACAUUUGGCCUAACUAAUGUAAAAUGGAGUUCAGAUGGUCGAACCGUGUUAUGUUUUUCCGACUUUCAGCUACGAAUAACAAUAUGGUCAUUAAUGACUAAAGAAGUGUGCUACAUACAAUAUCCCAAAUAUUAUGAUAAAGGAUUCGACUUUCGAAAAGAUGGCCAUUAUUUUGUUUUAGCGGAACGUCGUGAUGGUAAAGAUUAUUUGGGAGUCUAUGAUUGUGAUAAUUCAUUUAAAAUGAUGAAAGUGGAUACGUUUGAUUUGGAGAAUUUAGCUUGGUCUCCCGAUGGACGAUAUAUAGCAGUGUGGGACAAUUGUAUUCAUUACAAAGUACUAAUAUAUACACCAGACGGACGAUGUCUACAAACAUAUUCAGCAUAUGACAAUGGAUUAGGUGUAAAAUCUGUUACAUGGUCUCCUUCGAGUCAAUUUUUGGCUGUUGGAAGUUAUGAUCAAAAAAUUCGAUUUCUCAAUAAUUAUACUUGGACACUAAUUAUUGAAUUUACACAUGCUAUCCAAUUGAAAAAUCGAGACUUGACAAUAUGGAAAGAAGAGUUAGAUAGCUUAAAGGAAUCUGGAAAAACUGUUGCUCAUUACAUAACCUUAGAACAGCCCCUUCUAGAAUUACAUUCAAUUAGACCUGAUCCAGAAAAACCCAAUCCAAAAAUUGGUGUUGGCGUAUGCAAGUUCAAUGCCACCGGAAGUUUAAUAGCUUCUCGUAACGACAAUAUGUCUGAUUGUCUCUGGAUUUGGGAUAUUUCAAUGAUGAAGCCUAUCGUUUUAAUCGUACAUUUAUCGUCAAUACGGCAUUUCUACUGGAAUCCUAUUAAUCCAGAACAAUUAGUGAUAUGUUGUGGUAAUAGAAAUGUGUAUUUUUGGUCUGGUCAGAAAUCUGGUGCUGAAAUAAUCGAAGUACCUGCUAUCAGUUUUAAAGUUAACAAUGUUAAAUGGAAUCCAAAUGGUAAAUCUUUAGUUUUAAUGGAUAAAGAAAUAUUUACUAUGCUUAACAUUACCAAGUAG
Messenger RNA from Funneliformis geosporum, 1293 nucleotides. The record is from the annotation of a GenBank genome assembly. Lineage: Eukaryota; Fungi; Glomeromycota; Glomeromycetes; Glomerales; Glomeraceae.